Molecule: messenger RNA, 980 nt
Organism: Hibiscus syriacus
Lineage: Eukaryota; Viridiplantae; Streptophyta; Magnoliopsida; Malvales; Malvaceae
Exons: 4
Coding region: 218-742 (174 amino acids)
Source: RefSeq, a predicted model, not a curated record
UUUCUAUUUUCCCUUUCGAUAGAAUCCUUAUCCUAUUCAAUUCUGAAUUCUGUGGGGUCUUGCUUUCUCUCCAAGUUUUGGUUUUUUUUUCUCCUUAUCGGAAUGGGAUACUUUUUCCUGGGUUAUAAAUUUUAGGGCACAAGGUUGCUCUUUUAAGGCCUUCCGAGUCCUGGUGUGAAGUUUUAUUGUUUAUUGAGUUUCAAUUUUAAUAAUUAAGAUGAAAAGGGUUUCUCUGGUUGAUGAAGAAACUAGGGCUAGAUUGAAGCAUCAAACCCUACUCCAGGAAUUCUUGGUUUUGCAAAAGGAAUUUGUUUCGAAAAAGAAAAAACUUCCAGUGAUGAACCAGAAGCGAGACUCUCUCUUGGCCGAAGUUAGGUAUGAGAUCUCUUAUGGAUUUUUUCCCCUUCAUGUAUUCUUGCGGCGGAGGUGCAGCUAUUUAUCGAUGAUCAAGUCUCAAGAGUAUGAACAGCAGCAAGAUUCUGUUCAAUCACAAAAUCCCAACCGACAAAGCAAGUUGGCUAAGCCUAAGAGUCUGGCUAUCAAUAAAGCCGGUAAAAGAAGACUGUAUUCUCUUCCCGAUAUCGAUCUGAAUGUGGUUCAUGAAGAAGGAAGUGGGAAAAAUCAAGGAAAUGUUCAGGCCCCGUCACAAAAGGAGAAGAAGCCGAAAAACCGUUUGAGUAACAGCAAAAGAGUUGGGAAGAAGAAAAUAACAUGGCAAGAUCCAGUGGCUUUGAAGGCCUGAAUCAAAUGAACAAUAAUAUUUUCACACAGUUUAGCAGUUAAAGCAAAGGUGGGAGCAAGAGUUAAAUGUCUCCCUGAAAGAACAUUUUAUUGGCAUUGCUACAGCUUAUUAUUAUCAGUGCCUUAUACUUCUUUUCUUUAGAAUUAAUUGUAAAUCAGGGAAAGUUUACCCAGUUUAAGCAUACAUAUGAAUACAUUGAUUGCUCGUUAAUCGAAUAAGUAAAAUCUUUCUGUUCCUA